AUGCCGUAUUCGGCACGGACACUGAUUGAAGUGAGCCUUCUAGUCGAGCUACGAGGCAUGUUAUUCCAGACCGGUCAUGUCACUCCAAGUAUCGGGCCCGCCAUCGUCAAAACGCUAGAUCUUCUCGCCAAAUCUAACGUGAAGGUCUUUGGAACUAGGUCAAUCAAAGAUCUCGAGCGUCUUGCAGAAGUGAAAGAGAAGGUCCCAGAGUAA
This is a messenger RNA of Letharia columbiana, 213 nucleotides long. RefSeq lists its product as uncharacterized. NCBI's taxonomy places the organism in Eukaryota, Fungi, Ascomycota, Lecanoromycetes, Lecanorales, Parmeliaceae. The coding region runs from base 1 to 213 and encodes 70 amino acids. The record is from RefSeq and is a predicted model, not a curated record. The transcript has a single exon.